AUACGAAACAACGUCACUUUUAGAUAGAGCAGAGGAGCAUAGUGCAUUCAAAUCGUUUCUUCAGAAAUUUUUAACUGAUAAAAAUAUUAAAAAAGCAAAAAGAGCGCAAGAGUUACUUAACAACUGGGAAGUAUGCAAUUUUUUUUAUGUUUUGGCUCUAUUGACAGGCCAAGAUUCUGCCCAUAUUGCAAUAUGGAUCGCUGAGUUCGGCAAUAAUAAGCAACAACCGAUCGCUGAGUUGGUUGGGAAUUUUGGUAUGAUCGCUAAGUCUAUUGCUGCAACACACUGGGAGAUCGCUGAGUCCAACCCAAAAAUUAAGAGUUCUCCAGAAGUUAAAAAAUUCUGGAAUGAUAUUAAGAUUCAGAAUUUAAAGAAAGAUAUCCAGUAUGCCAAAAUGCAAAAUGAACUAAAAACUUUACAGGUUAAAACUGAAGAUGAAAGGAAUCGAACCAACAUGCUACAGAAUGAUGAUAACGGUUCACAAAAUAAACAACGCAGAACUAGAAGUGAAAGGGCAAUACAAAACUAUUAUGAAUCUUCUAAUUCUGAGGAAAAU
Molecule: messenger RNA, 556 nt
Organism: Racocetra persica
Lineage: Eukaryota; Fungi; Glomeromycota; Glomeromycetes; Diversisporales; Gigasporaceae
Source: the annotation of a GenBank genome assembly